CGUUUCGAAAAGUAAACAAACAAACAGUUUUUUUUUCAAUCACAGUUCGUUUCUUCGCGAGAGUGCACGCAUUAUUUGUGUUGUCUUCGGUUAGUGAUUGUAUUUUUGGACUUAAAAGUGAAUUGAAAAUAUCGUUGUGAAUAAUGAAGAAUCGUCCAGUCAAGCACAAAACUAAAAAUGCAUUUCAGUUUAAAAGUUUCCACGAGCGCGUAGCCGAAGUCGAUGUCCGCCGGUCGGCCCUUUACUACGUGGAGCACGAAAAUGAAGAACUGGACGAACAGCAGUGCUUCUUCCAGCAAACCAUCCAGAAGUGGAGUGCCCUCAAUCUGUCCGAGGAGUACCAACGGUUCCAGGCUCGGUUGCGGGGAAUCGUGACACUUCCCCAGCUGCUGCACAAAAAGGACUUUGUGUUGGAACAUCUGCUGGGCAGUUUGGACAAUGCCACGGAACUGUCGCUGCAAGCCCUGCUGGAGUUCGUGGUCGUGCUGGCAAGAGAUCUACGGGAGGACUUCUGUCCAUAUUUCGAACGCAUCUUCGACAAACUACUCAAACUAUUGGACACAAAGGAUCCCAAUCAACUAGAAUGGACAUUGCUGUGCUUGGCGUUUCUGUUCAAAAUUAUGCGCGGAUAUCUACGCAAAAGGCUCGAUUUCAUUUUUGGACGCAUCGUGACCCCGUUGGAUGAUGCAAAACCGCUGCACAUUACCAACUUCGCUGCAGAAUGCUUCAGCUUUCUUGCGCGGGAUGUUAAGAAUAAGCAGGAACUGAUACUGAUGAUAACCACAGCUGCGAAGAACAAUCCCUCGGUGACCACAGGAUGCGGCCGACUGCUGUUUGAGAUAAUGCGUGGAGUCAAUGAACAGUUCCAUAGUUGUGCAGAAGACUUUUGGAAGCUGCUUCUUUCAAACUUGUUUAACAAGUCGGCCAGCAAUGAAAGCGAUUUUGAUCCUGAGGUUUUGUUCAAUAUUCUAGUGCAAACUGUUUCCGACAUGUUACAAUGUGUCGCUAGUACAAACAUGGCACCAUUUUGGAACUCCAUCUAUAAAGCUAUAGAAAAAUGUAUUCCCAAUAGUGACGGAAUAAAAAACGAGCCAGCUCUGUACUACAUCCUCCAGUUGAUAGGAAUAACUGUGGAACACCAGCAUGGCAAAUACCUGAACAGUACUUCCCUGAUGAUUGGUGUCCUGGUCAAAAUAGCUAACCAGAGUGAUUCAGAGAGAGUACUUAUCAACGUUACUAAAAUUGCCACGAUCAUGAUGCUGUCGAGAAACUUGAACAUUACCCAGCUGGAUGCUAGUCGCCUUUCAAAGAACAUAAUGACCAUUGGACCCCGAUCGAGAACGGUGUUCGAAGACUUUGUGCUAGGAGUGGUCGAUUACUCCAUGUUUGAGAUCCUUAUUCUGCCGGAUUAUCUGAAGUUUUUCGAGAAGAACCUCGACACGCAAAGCUUGAGGCUGCUAGCGCGAAUGGUGACGAAAAAAUCUCCACUCUGCAAACAUGGAAUCAAUUUGGACCAAUGGAAGCAGUUUCCGGUGAAACUCAAGACCGACAGUGCGAAGCAGAAGAUCCGGACAUCGUUGAAAGGUGGAUUGACCAAAGAUAAUCGAACGGAUUUCCUUCUGGCUUUGAUUCUACUGCCUCAUUUAGUGGAUUUCGACCAUGAAGAGCGAAUCAUUCAGAUAUUGGAAAAUGAAAUUACUGCCACUGUUUCCCAGCUGAAAAACGAUCCACAGAGUGAGCAAUAUGCCGCUUUAAGUAUAAUGGUAGAAACGCUUGUGCACUACAAACACGACAACUUGAAGAUCUUCGUCAUGAUUGUUGAACAGCUAUUACCGAAAGUGGUGGAUGCUAAACAGAAUAAUCUGAUGAAUGUGAUAAGUUUGUGCUUGGUUAAAAUUCACCAGGAUAAGCCACAGCUGUUAACCGAUAAGCUAUUUGAAACAAUCCACUUGAAAUUGAGCGACUUUCUAGUAUCAGUGCAUCAUAAAACUCGUCUACUGGUGUCUCACAUGUUCUCGCUGUUCAACAAUCUUCCAAGGUUAGCCAUUGAAAAUGAAGAUCAAACACUAUUCGACGUCCUGUACGCCAUAGAAAUGGUGGAUCCGAAUAUCCAUACAUAUCGUGAGCAAGUAAUGCAGCUGAAAAAACUGGAGUUCGAUUCCAACUGGUUUCAAGGAAUGAAAGACGAGUCUCUUCGUUUGGAUGCAAUGAAGUUUGUACUUUCGAUGUUGUCAGUGAAUUUCAAAUUGCUAGGGGAGCCUGCCAGUGAGGUGCUUACGACAUAUGCUGAGGAAUUUGCAGUGGCUGACUUCUGGAAGAUCUACAAAAAACAGUUGAACUAUACACUGGAAUACAUAAGCCGUCCGACUGUUGCAGACAGCGAAGAAGCAAAUGAAGAUGAUAUGUUGGAUUUCGUUAAUGAUGAACAAGAUGACAAGAUAGAUUUUGUCAAUUAUCGCGUUCAACUGUUGGUCACCUUGUCGAAGCUGAAUAGGAUAUUCGAAGCAAAAAAUCGUGAUAUUGUAGAAGCGUUCCUGCAAUUCAUCCAAUCAGAAUACAGAGUCAAGCAACAUGCUGAUGUAGAAACCAACGAAUCUGCCCCCAAAGCUACCCAGAAGAUCUUGAUCGCAUACUUGAACAUAUUCGCAAAGGUGAAGAAUCCAAAGACCAUAUUCAAAUCCGAAAAGCUGUACGAACUGUUUGAAGAGUUGCUGACUCAUCGUAGCUUCGAAGUGCAAAAGCUGGCCCUGGAUUGCAUAUUCACGUAUAACAACGCAGCCAUCACGCCCUACAAGGAUAAUUUGUACCGUUUAAGCAGCGAGAAAACUAUGAAGGAUGAAAUGCAGAGCUUUUUCAAAGAGGACCCGGAAAACGAUAGUAGACUGCGGUGUGUGGUGCUGGAUGAACAUCGUUCCGCGGUGGUUCCCUUGGUCAUGAAAAUUGUACAUACCAGAAUGGUUCAGAAAGUAACGCCUACCGAACUGAAGGCCCUGCUAUUACGGUUUGUGGGUAAUUUCCACGAGAAUGAGAUAAACCUCUUCAUAAGCAUGUCGUUUGCGUAUUUCGAGAAGCUACUUCGAUCCAAUCCUUUGGAAACCUAUCGGACAAUCAACGAGAGCAAUACACGAUUUGAGGAAGAUCUCCCCGUUUAUCGUAUUCAAGUUUUAAUGAAAAUGAUCGAUAGCAUACGUGAGCAAUUCGGAGGAUUGAAAGACGAGUCCUUUAUUCAGUACUUGCUGCACAUCAAGUUUUGUAUGGACUCAAUCCUCACGCGGAUGGAUCAUUCGGCGGUAAAGCAGUUGAAAUCACAAGCUCUAAUCAAUUUGGUAGAAUUUUUCGAUCACUUCGACAGCUACAAAUGGACACCAGAGGAAAUAGAAACCGUUUUCGCCAUCUAUGUGCGACCUCAGUUGGAAAAACUGGAAACUGAGUGUAUUCAUUCGCCGACACCUCUUUUGAAACUGUUCAUUGCUUGGAGCAAAAAUCCACGCUAUUAUCAAUUUUUAGCGCGAUCAUUAUCCGAAGAAUUUGCCCUCGAAUCAACGCCACUGGCAUCCAUUGUCAAUUUAUUGAACGGUGAUAAAACUAGCGAUGCAGUCUGUCAAGAAAUUCUGAAGAUGAUCACCAGUAUGCUAACGCUUGAUACAAGUGAAAGUGAAAUAAUUACUGUUCCGAACAGUCGACCAGUGGACAACACGUACAACGAAUCCGAAAUGAAUCUUGGAACAUCUCUGCUAAUGCCUUUCGUUAUGGAUAUCAUAUCCUACAUCCAGAAGAUAAUGAAGCGUAAACGGUCCAUAAGCAAAGAUCACCUGUUGGUGCUGUCCCGCAUUGCUGAGUACGUGAAAAAUGAAGAAUGUUGCGACGCAAUAGCAGACAUGUUGCUGCCGAUGCUAGUGAGGAGAGUAACUCUACCCAAUGUGGACAUGGACACCAUACAACAGAUGCAUGUGGCACUUUAUUCGCUCAUGAAAAUGGUUCCGCACCCGGAGAAGCACCUGCGGAAGAUUGGAGUACUGUUGGAACGCGUUCUAGAUUUGGCCACGAGGAAAGUCAUAAGCCAAAUGAUUCAGCUCAUAGCGGAAAAAUCAGACUCUACGGAACAUGUUCGCUGCGCAUCGAUUCUUGAGGAUAUGAAUGCGAUGGAUAAACGUUGGCUGGAACAACCGGACUAUGAGCGCAGGCUUGGUGCAUUCCGGGCAAUAGAUCGAAUGAUGGAAAACGGAGAAACGCUUGGAAUCGAUCUGACCAUACUGUUUGUCCAUCAGUGCUUUUAUUACCUGAAAACGGACAGUGACUUGGCCGUUCGUGACAAUACUAAUCACUUUCUGCGAAAGGUUACAAUUCAUUCUAUUAAAAUGUUCGGCAGUGAAAAGGAAGCCGAAACUAAGUAUUUAAUCGAACGCGUCAUACUGACUGCAUUGAUGAAAGGAAUCAAGGAUAAAAAUGAGACCACUAGAAAUGAAAACAUUCAGCUACUAGGCGAUUUGAGCAGAGAAUGUGCCGACUACUGCAGUGUGUUUGCCGAUUUACACCCGUUCACCAAUGGCGAAAAUCGUGAAAUCGAUUUCUUCGACAAUAUCACCCAUUUGCAAAUUCAUCGUCAUCGCCGUGCCAUGAACAGAUUUUGUAAAACAGCACAAAAACUAUCAAAACUGCCUUCACCGCACACGCUGAACAAUUUUGUAUUGCCAAUUGUGUCAGCUUACCUGUGCAAUGAGACAUACCGUAAGAAAGUGAGACUUACCGAUGCUGCCGGCAGUUGUGUCGCAUUGAUUGGGCGAAUGCUGCCCUGGGCUAGCUAUAAGGCCGUGCUGAAACAAUACCUGAACAAAAUGAAGCACAACCUUGAAUAUCAAAAGCAGCUGAUACGGCUCGUUGUGGCAUUGCUGGAUAAUUUCCAUUUCGACCUCACACAAGCAGACAUCGGACUUCUGCAGGACAUAGGUGGCUUGGUCCAAACGAAACCAACAGUUAAUGCUGAGAGCGAGAUCAACGAUGUUGAAGAUAUCAAGCAAUCGGAUGAAGUGGAAAAACAGGAAGUCGAAGAGUCUAACGAAAAGGACGAUUUCGACGAAAAAGAAGACAAUGAUGAUGAUAAAGAUGACAGAAUAUCGUCAAAAGUAGCGUUGCAAAUCUCCUUUAACGGUUUGACCAUUUUGACAAAGACAAAUGCGGAAGCAGUCAUGUACGACAUUUCCAAAAUACUCAUUCCGGAUCUGUUCUCUGCUAUCAACUACAAGGAAAUCCCAGACAGCAUCAAACUGAAUGAGCGAAAAGAACGGUAUCAGCGAGAGAAAGAAGAGAUGUCGAAAAUCCCAGUCGCGAUUGCCAUCGUAAAAUUGCUGCAGAAACUACCAAAAAAGUUUAUGGAUUUGAAUUUACCUAAAUUAUUGAUGAAGGUCAUCAACUUUUUGAAAUCCAACUUGAAGCAGGUUCGCAGCAUAGCGAGAGAAACCCUAAAGAACAUGCUUCUUUCUGUGGGACCACCUCUUCUUAGGACCAUUUUGGAGAACUUGACAGCAAUUCUUUCCAGAGGCUUUCAGCAACACGUAAUGGUAGUUACAGUGCACACCCUCCUUGAUGCCGUAAAGGAUCAGCUCAAUACAGAGGUUGUGGAUGACGUUUUGCAAUUGGUUUUGAGCAUAUGCAUCAAUGAUAUCUUUGGGCGAUUAUCGGAAGAAAAAGAAGUCGGUUCAGUCAUCAGUAAAACCCCUGAAGCCAAACCCAACAAAAAGAGUUUCCUAUCUCUUCAAAUACUAGCGAAGAAAAUGAGCGAAAAGUCCACUUUGGAUUUGAUCGUGCCCUUGAAAGAGAUAAUAGCCAAAACCAACUCAAGGAAAACAGUUCUUAAAGUGGAAGAAGCAUUGAGCAAAAUUGCAGAUGGAAUAUGCUCCAACGAGAACAUCAGCGUUGAAUCUGUGCUUAUUUUCGUAUUCGGUAUAACUUCAGAAAGCAUUCCAGAUCUGGUGUGUGGAAGCAAACAGGCCACCCUAUCCGAGAAGCAAAAGAAUAAAAUGAAGGAAAAGAGGCCAGAUAUUUAUCUAAUCCCGGCGGAACCUAAACGUAGAGGUGCCUUCAAUCAAAUUGCGUUGGUCACCAGUGCAAAAACCAAUGCUCAUGUCUUCGUCGAAAUGGGACUGGAAAUAUUGCACUCACUCAUAAAGAAAAGUCAAGUGCUUUCCGUGGAAUAUGAAGCAUUUUUGGAUCCCCUUGUACCCAUAUUGGUCGAUUCUUUGAAUAGCAAUCAUAUCAAAGUGACAACGUUGAGUAUAAAAUGUAUAUCUUCUAUCUGGUCCAGCAAGCUGAACUUGCCCAGCAUUGAGAAAAGCAUAGCAAUUAUAGUGGAGAACCUAUUGAAACUUUUGCACAAGUACGCUACGGCUGUUAUUGGACGACAUGACGAAAACUUCCAAUUGGUGAAAAACAGUUUCAAGGCAGUCGUUACCUUGUUAAAGUACGUUAAAUACUUUGAAAUUACCAACGAACAGCUGAAAAUGUUACUGUUGUACGUGGAACAAGAUCUCUACCACAACGAGAAGCAGAAUAUGGCUUUGAUUUUGUUACGAUCUAUUAUUGGAAGGAAACUGAUCGCCGCUGAGAUGCCAUCAAUCAUUAAAAAAGUCGCUGAGCUGAGUAUUACCCAUGACAAUCAGAAAGUUAGGGAAGACUGCCGUCAGAUCGUCCAAGAAUACUUGUUGAACUACACGCUCGGGAAAAAAAUCGAUCAGACCAUUCAUUUUUACGUGAGUCAGCUGGAGUACGAGGUGAUUGCAGGUCGCGAAUCUGCAGUGCUAAUGCUUGAAACGAUAUUCAAAUCAUUUCCAACGGCGAUCUUGAAUAAGAAGGCUGCAUUCUUCUUCCUAACGGUUGGAAUCCGGUUGGUCAACGAAGAAUCCCCAGAUUGUCGUGCACUGGUUGCACAGAGUUUAGAGACUUUACUGUCACGGGUAGACAAGUCCAGCUACGAUGAACUGUUGGAACUUAUUCUAACAAUGCUUCAAGGAGCAAAAAUUAGCCACAGAGAACUGGCGGCCCAGUUGAUCAUCCGCAUGGUGAACGUUGAAAAAGAAUCAUUCAGCACAAGGCUAGUGAAAGUGCUUCCGGCACUGCUUUAUACGAUCACCGACAUGAAUGAUGAAAGCACUGGUAAAUUCGUUAAGUUAAAUUCAAGUGCGGUGCCAGUUGAGGAUAGUUCGGAAGCCCAAAAAGCCAAAGAUCAUUCUCUCGUGCAAACAUUGAAUGCUUUCAACCGCAUCUUCGAAGUGUGUCCGCAUGUUCUAACAAGUCCUCAGCAUUUGGGACUGAUUGAUGAGCUUGCCUACAAUUUGCAGUCCUUAAUGUCUCAUGGUCAUCAAUGGGUUCGACUAGCUGCACUGAAGCUGCUAGGACUGGUCCUCAGCGCGAUAGAUUUCGAUACGGUUCAUAAAAUACUGCAAGGGGAAGAAUGUGAAACCAAUCAACAAUUUAUUUACGGCAAUCCACGCUCAGACGCAAGGUCACUUGUUUUGGACAUGUGCUCUCAAUUGGUUCCUGCGGAAACCGAAGAUGACAUUGCUGCGCUGGUAACGCAGAAUCUACUUCUAAUUGCGAACAUCCUGAAAGUAAUGCCACUUCAAAGUGAAGCUUCUGCCAAUAGUUCAAAAACUGAUGAUGGAACCAGGGACGUUAAUCUCGGUUGGCUGAUUCGGAGAGUGCGAUACGUUGUGCAGAGUGAAGUUGCUAAAGCACCAAAGUCCAUCGUGUUGCGCAAACACAUGUUCCAGUGGAUGGAAGCUCUGGUGGAUUUACUAGACGAAAACGUGGUAGCCGUAAUCGCCCCCUCAAUCCUGUCGCCAGUAACGCGUGAAUUGAGUGACAAAGAUCACCUCGACAAAUCACUGAAGCACAUUGUGAUCCGGCUGGGAAAUCGUAUGAAAUCCAAAAUUGGCAGCGAAAAGUAUGAGGAAAUCCGUUUGCGCAUGCAAUCCAAGAUAAUGGAGAAGCGUAGUGUUCGACAAAGAGCGGUUGCAGUAGAGAAAAUCAAUAAUCCAGUACAAGCAGCGAAACGCAAGCUUGCAGUGAAAAAUAGGAAAAAGGAAGUCAAGAAGCAAAAGUUGGAAACCAUGCGAACGAUUGGAAAAAGUACAUUCAAAAGCAGUGCAGGUACAAAAAACAAACGGAGGCGCAUGGAAGACUUGUUCCAAUGAUGGUUUUAACACGGAAUAUGUGGCUUGGUGUAAUAUAUGAAAACUUAUUUUCCUGUUCUCCUGUUUUCCUGUUAGGUUGAUAAAUCUGUGGAAUUAUCGUCCUU
This is a messenger RNA of Aedes aegypti (yellow fever mosquito), 8293 nucleotides long. Its product is annotated as small subunit processome component 20 homolog. The record is from RefSeq and is a predicted model, not a curated record. Lineage: Eukaryota; Metazoa; Arthropoda; Insecta; Diptera; Culicidae. The coding region runs from base 144 to 8189 and encodes 2681 amino acids. Gene Ontology annotation, cellular component: nucleolus; small-subunit processome; 90S preribosome. The transcript has 10 exons.